AAAAUAAGCGGAACCUUUACGUCGCUCUUGUUGUUUCCCACCGGAGUAUAAAUCUGACGCUCGAGGCGGGUUCGUUCAAACACAACAUGGCGUCCAGAAGGAGAACACAAAUGCUGAGCGCUCAAGAAAAUCCCCUUGCAGAUGCGAAAAGCUCCAAGAGUGGGAACGACGCAAGUAAAGCCAGCAAGAAUGAAACUGAGAAAAAAUCCGGUGCGAAAUCAACUGUUGUUCAGUCUCGGUAUAUGCAGGCUGCUGACAGGUCAUCACUUUCAAAGAGUAGCUCACUGAACAAUGAUUCUGUGAGUAUUCUACAGAGACCCUCCUCUCCUAGACCCGGCGGGGUCAAACUCAAAGUGGGCACCCCGCCUCGAUGCUCCAUGGGCCCCCCAGCUUUUGGAAAGUCUAAGAUGUCACGUCAAAGUCAGCCUUCACUGCUUGAAAAGACAGUCCUGCAAUCCACGUUUUCCGACGGACACUUUGGUCGGCCUGAGUUUGAUAUUUCAGUCAUUGGAGGUAAAACGGUAAUAAAAAGUGCAGAACAAGCUGAGUCGCUUCAUGAAGAUGAGAAGCAACUAAUUGAGAUGCAAGCAUUUUUCCUUUCUUACCUCUCUGGGAAGAUGGCGGCUAAUACAAAAAAGCUUGAGGCUGAAGCUGAAGCGAGGUUACUGCAGAAGAUGGAGGAAGAAGAGGUGCUACAUACUGAGUUGAUUGAGAAGAAGCGCAAGUACCUCCUCAUGGAGAAGGAACGAAAGGCGACCGAGCUUCUGAAUAUGCAGGUCCCUGCACUGAAUCGUGUGGCUGAAAUUGCCAAACCAUUUACAAAAUCUUACAAUUCUUUCGCCUCUGCGGUCGACACAACUCUUCACGAGCUACCUGUCAAGAACUUCCACAUUGACGGGGACGGGAAAGCGUUUCUUGGUAAAGCUGUAGCCUGUUUGAAGGAGAGCGAGGAGCUUCUGAGGGAGUGGACAGAGGAAGAUUACAGAGACAACAGUGCAGCUGUUGAGUGCCUUCAUUCCAUGAAAAGUUCCUCAAAAGAAAUGAGUCAACAUUUAUCCGGGGCAUUUUCAGAGCUGCAGGAGCUGUCAUCACUGAUAUGCCGGCACACAGUCCAAGUCCAGCAAGCGGCAGAGGAGGAGCAACUUGGUGCUGCAAGAUCUCUGGAGCUCUUCUGUCCCAAACCAUUAUGAACGUACCGCAACGUGGGAUAUUGAGUACAAGCACUUUAAAAUUAAUAAAAUUGGGAAACCUUGUGUUACAAACAA
This is a messenger RNA of Nerophis ophidion (straightnose pipefish), 1265 nucleotides long. RefSeq names its product HAUS augmin like complex subunit 8 (gene haus8). Lineage: Eukaryota; Metazoa; Chordata; Actinopteri; Syngnathiformes; Syngnathidae. The coding region runs from base 87 to 1190 and encodes 367 amino acids. The record is from RefSeq and is a predicted model, not a curated record. The transcript has 10 exons.